CAUUCGACGAUAAACAUUGCGACGUGACCCGCAGAGCUCCUCAGUGAGGCAAUAGCACGUCAGCGGGAGGGAGGUCGAGUGUAGUCCAUAGUUGAUCUUAUUACCACAAGACUGGAAUUGCCCGACAACAUUAAAGACACGCACACUUUUUACGGUGAAGCAGUGUCCCGUUCAGAAAGGAGAAGACGCUGUCCUGUCGCUCUGACGUCUGCCAUUACCAACGCACUCCCGCUAGCCGUGGCAGCUAGCGCGAGCUAGCUAAGUUAGCUGUUACAUACCCUCGCUUUUAGCACGCAGCUGACCUCCACCACAACACAGACCUGCUGAGUAACAUUUGCUUGCUACGACGGGGUCGACAUUCCCCCGUCUCGUCACCUACGUUCCCGUUGCCCCCUGUGUGGUGCCCCGUGGACGGUUCCCGAAUAUGAUCCACAAUGAGUCAAAGAGAUACCUUAGUUCAUCUGUUUGCUGGAGGAUGUGGGGGCACCGUAGGAGCCAUAUUGACUUGUCCACUGGAAGUAGUGAAGACCCGUCUCCAGUCAUCCUCCAUCACCCUCUAUGUGUCUGAGGUUCAGCUCAGCACUGUCAAUGGAGCCAGCGUGGCCCGUGUGUCUCCACCGGGCCCCCUGCACUGUCUCAAAUUGAUAUUGCAGAAAGAGGGACCUCGAUCUCUCUUCAGAGGCUUGGGGCCAAAUUUGGUGGGUGUGGCACCUUCCAGAGCAAUCUACUUUGGUGCUUACUCCACUGCCAAAGAGAAACUGAACGGCGUGUUGGAACCUGACUCCACACAGGUGCACAUGGUGUCGGCUGGAAUAGCAGGUUUUACAGCCAUCACCGCAACCAAUCCAAUAUGGCUCAUAAAGACGCGUCUACAGCUGGAUGCAAGGAAUCGAGGCGAGCGAAGGAUGAGCGCUUUCGAGUGCGUGCGUCAGGUGUAUCAGACAGACGGCUUUCGGGGCUUCUACAGAGGGAUGUCGGCAUCCUACGCCGGCAUCUCAGAGACUGUGAUCCACUUUGUGAUCUAUGAAAACAUUAAACGGCGCCUCCUGGAGGCCAAGGCACCACAGAAUAUGGACGAGGAGGAGGAUUUGACAAAAGAUGCUUCAGACUUUGUGGGGAUGAUGCUUGCUGCUGCCACCUCCAAGACUUGUGCCACAUCUAUUGCUUACCCUCAUGAAGUGAUUCGCACGCGACUACGCGAAGAAGGCAACAAGUACCGCUCUUUCUUCCAGACGCUAACGACAGUGCCCAAAGAGGAGGGCUUCCGCGCCCUGUACCGCGGUCUCACCACCCACCUGGUACGCCAGAUACCCAACACGGGCAUCAUGAUGUGCACCUACGAGCUGGUAGUCUACCUCCUGAACGGUUAAAGCCUCCCCACCCCACCCCCCUCCCUCCUCUAUUUGGAGAAAGGAGACCCAGAGCACCUGCACACCAGCUAGCACAGCUAACAGCCUGCUUCCAGAGACAGCACCUCAACUGCUGUCUUGGUGACACAAGACAACAUGAGCGGUCGUUCAUAAAAAAAAGUCUGGAGUUUUGUUGUAUAGACGAAGAAGGAGUGUGAGAAAGAUCUUUGCGUUGGUUUGGGCAUCGAGGUUUAGCAGUGGCAAAGAAGUAGAUCCCCUAUUUUCACUUUUAUUCCAUCCUUUUCUCCAUUCUGACGUAAACUUUCUUCCUUAUGAAGAAAGAAGCUAACUUCCAGUAUAUUCUAUCUCUUAACAUUACUAAUAAUGAAGCUCCGUAAUACCAAGUGAGCAUAGAACCAUCUUAAGUAAAAAGCUUAGAUCCAAUCCUCAUGAUCACUUUCUUUUAAAAACAGUUUAGCUCUAGUGCAUAGUCCUCCACAUAUCCCUCAGAGAACCAGCAGAAAUCCAGAAUGCAAAGGCCCCGAAGUCGAUAGCUCAUCUCGAUGCGCAUCACAGAGGUCCUGAGAGCGAGGACGAAUCGGGGGUUUGUGGCUCAUAGAGGGGUGGAGGGAGGUGGAUGGAAGAAGACGUGCCUUGUGUGAAGACCGUUGAGCAGCUGGAGAUGCAUCUCUGGCUGAUCUAGAACAACAAAACGUCAAGUCAUACACUGGUGUUGUUUGAUUUCAGGUGCCCUCAAUCACCGUUUUUACAUAUCAUGAAGGUAAAUGCAGUCACCUGCUGGUUUUCAGCGUCCCUCACACUGACUCUGUUAUCAUCCAAAUGAUUCAAUUCUGUAAUCUCACCAAACUAAACAACAGUAUAAUCCACCGCUCUAAAUGCUGCUGUGGUUCAUGGUGUGAAGUAAAAAACAGUAGAGGUAACUAAGCUUAACAGACUGUGGCAUAGAUGCAGAUAAAUAUAUGAAAUAACUACCUAACGUGAUUGUAUUUGUCGGGCCAAUUUAGUCGAGAUGCAGACGUGUAGUGUGUUUUCUUUACUGGAGCACUUGGUAGUUGUUACCUUUCUCUCAGAAAACGUUAUUGUUCAAUAGCGGCUUUUCUUUCUCCAUAGUGCUCAUCUCAUUGUAUUCUAAUUUUUAUUCCCUUAGCUGGAAAAUCCAGGCUAGUUUUCCAGGCGAGGACAAUCCUCUUGAGUUUACACUGGAACACUUGUUGUACAGCUUAGCCAGCACGUGGAGGAGGAGGUUGGCCAGGAAUAUUCUGUGUCAUAAAACACACAUUAAUUAACUGCAGUUUAAAAACAAAAAAGAAGUUUGUUUUUCUUGAUUCCCUAUAAUGUUGGUUUGUUUGUUUUUUUCAGUCGUUUUCAACCAGUUAGAAAAAUCUUUUUUUGGGUGAGUGUGGCCAGAGGGUCAGUGUGUUUUAUGUCUUCUUUGGAAACCUUUUGAGGGUUUUUUUUUUUUUUUUGUGGCAUCUUUGUUUAAACAUUACAAACAAUACAGUGUUUUUUUUGUUUUUGUUUGUUGUUUUUGCUGUGAUUGUAUUUAUCCCGUUAACUUUCCUCCUGUUGUGAUCCUCCCAUUGUAGAGUGGGUAUGUUAAACGGUGAUUCAGCCCAUUACGCUAACAACGCACAUCUCGCUUUAUGACCACGGGCUCGCCCUUCAGAUGUCUUUAUCCAAACACUUCACCGCUCAGCUCUUGGUUUUACAGCACGCACAAAUGAUGCUCUAGACUCUUCUUUAGACUCUCUGUGUUAAAGUGCAGAGUGUGUGCGUGUGUGUGCGUGUGGCAUACAGUACCAUCAGCACACACUCUUGAUGUCGUGCAAAUCCACGAGUGAUCUGUUGCUGCUAGUGGCGAUCGGACAGUUGCGUAUCAUGGUGCUGGCUUCACUCACGUGGAUUUUGAAGGCUGGACAGAUAGUGUGAGCUGAUUGUACCUAACCCAAUUAAAGGGUCAUUUCACUCAAAUAAGAGAAAAUCUUUCCUCAUCUUUCCCCCUGACUCCUAAAAAUCUGGAGCGUAAAAGUGCUAACAAUGAGUACAUUUUAUUUUAUUUUUUAAACUUCGGGUGAUGUGACCCUGUACAUGUGCAUUUCUAAGCAUCUCUUCAUGUUAUUUGUCAGAUGAACCAAUCUUCCCUUGUUAUUCCUCAACCCCCACACAUUUGCAUUAUGUACCAGUGAGUGUGUGUGUGUGGGUUUUUGUUUUGUUUCUUUUGCGUGCGCUUGCCCAGAUCAGACUCCCAUGUGUGUCAUUCAGUUGUAUUGUGUGGGCUGGAGACCUGCAAACAGUGUUGUUGUUGAGUUUUUGUUUUGUUUUUGUUUGUUUUUUUUAAGUUAAUCCCUU
This is a messenger RNA of Haplochromis burtoni (Burton's mouthbrooder), 3719 nucleotides long. RefSeq names its product solute carrier family 25 member 36-A. The transcript has 7 exons. Gene Ontology annotation, molecular function: pyrimidine nucleotide transmembrane transporter activity. Gene Ontology annotation, cellular component: mitochondrion. Lineage: Eukaryota; Metazoa; Chordata; Actinopteri; Cichliformes; Cichlidae. Bases 435 to 1370 code for a protein of 311 amino acids. Gene Ontology annotation, biological process: pyrimidine nucleotide import into mitochondrion. The record is from RefSeq and is a predicted model, not a curated record.